Plasmodium malariae is the source of this 693-nucleotide messenger RNA. Its product is annotated as Plasmodium exported protein, unknown function. The record is from RefSeq and is a predicted model, not a curated record. Bases 1 to 693 code for a protein of 230 amino acids. The transcript is spliced from 2 exons. Lineage: Eukaryota; Apicomplexa; Aconoidasida; Haemosporida; Plasmodiidae.
AUGAUGGAACAAAAAAAUAAGUCAUUCUCUAUUAUAAAAACUUCUAUUUUUAUCGUUUUAUCUUGGAUAUGUUAUUUUUACAGUGAUUUGAGUUCGUUAAGUAAGUUUGUAGGAGUGUACAAACUUAUGAGAAAAUUAGAUUUAAGCAGUGGUAGAUUGCUAGAAGAAUGUAGUCAAUAUAAGGACUUAAAUGCUGCAAACUUAAGAGAAAUGAUACAUGAAAACAAUGAGAACGAAGAAAAAAUUAUAACAAACUAUGAUAAAUGGGACAAAAGAACAAAUAAAAAAUUAAGUAAAAGUUCGUUAUAUAAGGAGGAAUUUAAUAAACAAUAUAUAAGACAAAGAAUAUUGAAAUAUAGAGGAAAAUACUUAACUCUAUUUGAAAGAAAGUUAUUCAAACAUCUAGAUUAUAUAGAUUUUAUUAAAAAAAAACCGUCAAUUAGUAAUAAGUCUUGUAUAAAGAUAUUACUUAAAGAGUACGGAUUACUAUUUUUUUUACCUGCUAUAUUGCUCUCCUGGGGUUCAAUGAUAGAUAUAGCGAAUUAUCUAAAAUUGAGUUCAGAAUUAGCUAAUGAAUAUGAAAUAUUAUUUUCUGUUAUAAUCUCUAUAUUUCUUACCGUAUUCGCGGUAGGAGUUAUUUAUAUCCUUGUAAAAAUUAGAAAACACAGAAAAAUUAUGAAGAGGAAACGAUAA